CUCGUUUUCGUUAUUCAGCGCUCAGUCAUUUCACGAUCGUUGAAAAGUGCAAACAUAUGAUCGCGAGAAAGGUUGCGCUUGCGUGUUCGGAGUAGCCAUCGGAGCGAGAAUACAAUAAUUUCUUUCAAUAACAUCCAGCCAGACCGGCAGACAAAGCAACGUGUGUAAGGUUGUGCGCGUGUACUUUUGUGUUCAAUUGAAUGCUGCUGGCGAAACAACGUUAUCUUAGAUUCACUAUCAACAGCUUCGGCCAAUCUUAUCAUCAGUGUCAAUUCCAUCAAGGAACCCCGAGACGCGCACUUUUCGGCAGUCUGGUGGCAAUAUCGGCCACCGAGUCGUCUGCUGGUGUAUCACCGGUGACCCUAGCGAACGGUUCCGCAGCGGUAGUGGACGUCGCGGCAACCAGGCGGAACAGUCUACCGGCGGCACCGAUUUGCAAAGCGCUCAAACACACAUCCGCCACGCUCGGGAACGGAAGCAGUAACGCCGUCCGGAUGACGAACGACAGGGCACCGGUGGCGGAUCACGCCAAGCGGACGCAGGAGGCACGUGAUAUGCUCCGCAAGGCACAAAUCGUUUGCUUCGAUGUCGAUUCGACCGUUAUCACCGAGGAGGGUAUCGAUGAGCUGGCGCAGUUCUGCGGCAAAGGCGCCGAGGUGGCAGCACUUACCAAAGAAGCCAUGGGCGGUAGCAUGACCUUCCAGGAAGCCUUGAAGCGACGGCUGGACAUCAUCAAACCUUCGCAGAAACAGAUUCGCGAAUUUCUCAAGACGCACCCGAGCACGAUUUCCGCCGGCGUCCGAGAGCUGAUCGACCAGCUGAGGCAGAACAGUGCCGAGAUCUACCUGGUCAGCGGUGGAUUUGAUUGCCUGAUCGAGCCGGUUGCCGAUGCACUGGAGAUUCCCCUGUGCAAUCUGUUUGCUAAUAAGUUGUAUUUCUACUUCAACGGAACCUACGCCGGUUUCGAUACCACGCAGGUGACGUCCAAAUCCGGCGGUAAAGGCGAAGCGAUCAAGAUCAUCAAGAGUCGCUUCAAGAACAACAAGGUGGUGGCGAUGAUUGGCGACGGUAUGACAGAUUUGGAAGCUAGCCCACCGGCCGAUUAUUUCAUUGGCUACGGUGGCAACGCGGUACGCGAAGAAGUUCAGAAACGGGCGACAUAUUACGUGACGAAUUUCGGCGAUCUCCUGUGGUAAACAAUCUAGAAGCGCCAAGUGCCACCGAACCAACGAAAGCCCCCCCGCCUGUAAAUAACCCGCUAGCUUAUUAGUUAAGUCGACAUAUUUCUUUCGCAUUCGUAUCAGAGAGCAUUGUGAGUUUGCCGAAUCCACUAAUCCGUGAAGAGUGUUGUGUUGUUGAUUGAUGUUUAAUUAUUUUUCUUGUUCUCGGUUGAUAGACAAUAAGUUAGCGUUAAACGUAUUAGCUUAAGAAAAUCAAUAAACAGAGGAAACAGUGUAAUU
Molecule: messenger RNA, 1460 nt
Organism: Sabethes cyaneus
Lineage: Eukaryota; Metazoa; Arthropoda; Insecta; Diptera; Culicidae
Gene: aay
Product: phosphoserine phosphatase
Exons: 5
Coding region: 201-1196 (331 amino acids)
Biological process (GO): dephosphorylation; L-serine biosynthetic process
Cellular component (GO): cytoplasm
Molecular function (GO): magnesium ion binding; L-phosphoserine phosphatase activity
Source: RefSeq, a predicted model, not a curated record